GCACGUACAGCCCGUCCACACCGUGUCCUGGGACACCCCAGUCAGCUGCAUGGCUUCCCUGGGCCUGAGCCCCUGGGUCCCUUUGUUGACCCCAGCCCCUACUGUGCAGCUGCUGCUGUUACUGCUGCUCCUAGUGUCCGCUCAUCCCCAGAGCCUGUCCGGGAUGCAGGGGGUGCCCUCCUUGGGAGAAAGUUCAUCUGGGGAGGAUGAUCUGGGCGUGGAGGAUCUGCCCAGCGAAGAGGAUACACCUGGAGAGGCGGAUCCACCCGGUGGGGAGGAUCCACCUGAAGUUAAUUCUAAAGCCAGAAAGGAGGAUUCCCUCGCCUUAGAGGACCUACCGACUCCUGAGGCUCCUGAGAACAGGCAAGGUUCCCACAGGGAUGAAAAAGGGGGUGGCCACAGUCUUUGGAGCUAUGGAGGCACCCUACUCUGGCCCCAGGUGUCCCCAGCCUGUGCUGGCCGCUUUCAGUCCCCUGUGGACAUUCGUCUGGAGCUCACCUCAUUCUGCCGCACUCUGCAACCCCUGGAACUACUGGGUUAUGAGCUCCAGUCUCUCCCGGAACUGAGCCUGUGCAACAAUGGCCACACUGUACAGCUGACUCUGCCGCCCGGGCUGAAGAUGGUUCUGGGACCUGGGCAGGAAUACCGGGCCCUGCAGUUGCAUCUACACUGGGGAACUUCAGAUCACCCAGGCUCAGAACACACAGUCAAUGGCCACCGGUUCCCUGCUGAGAUCCAUGUGGUUCACCUCAGUACAGCCUUCUCAGAACUUCAUGAAGCCUUGGGACGCCCAGGAGGCCUGGCGGUUUUGGCUGCCUUUCUGCAGGAGAGUCCAGAAGAAAACAGUGCCUACGAACAGUUGCUGUCCCACUUGGAAGAAAUCGCAGAGGAAGGCUCCAAGAUUGAGAUCCCAGGUUUGGAUGUAUCUGCACUGUUGCCCUCGGACCUCAGUCGCUACUACCGAUAUGAAGGGUCUCUGACCACACCUCCCUGCAGCCAGGGUGUCAUCUGGACUGUGUUCAAUGAGACAGUGAAGCUGAGUGCUAAGCAGCUCCAUACGCUCUCCGUUUCCCUGUGGGGACUUCGUGAUUCUCGACUACAACUGAACUUCCGAGCCACACAACCUUUGAAUGGGCGAACGAUUGAGGCUUCCUUCCCUGCUGUAGCGGACAGCAGCCCUGAGCCAGUUCAUGUGAAUUCCUGCCUCUCUGCUGGUGACAUCCUAGCCUUGGUGUUUGGCCUUCUCUUUGCUGCCACCAGCAUCGCCUUCCUCCUACAGCUGAGGAGGCAGCACAGGCACAGAAGUGGGACCAAAGAUGGAGUUACCUACAGCCCUGCGGAAAUGACAGAAACUGGGGCCUAAUGAGGAGAAGCCAGCUAAAGGAGUCUGGGAACCUUUAUACAGCGGCUUCUCCGUAACCACGUAACCACGAAGAACUCAUUUCCAUCUUUUUUUUUUUUUUCUUUUUUUUCUGGAGCUGGGGACCGAACCCAGGGCCUCGAGCUUGCUAAGCAAGUGCUCUACCGCUGAGCUAAAUCCCCAACCCCUCAUUUCCAUCUUUUUAACUUUCUUCCUUUCCUUAAACGAUGGCGAUAAGAACUUAACAGUGAAAACAGCCAAGAUUGGACUCAAUUCUCACUGGGUUUUGAGGAUUUUUUAAGACAGAGUUUUUCCGUGUAGCCCUGGCUGUCCUCAAACUCACUCUGUAGCCUAGGCUGGCUUUGAACUUGCCUGUGCCUUCUUAGUGCUGGGAUAGAGGGUAUCUACCACUACCACCACCCCACAACUCUUGCUCUUACUAUGCUCUACCACUGAGGCAUACACACCCCUUGAUCUUAACUGUGGAGUCAGGCUGGCCUUGAACUGUGUGUGUCUAGUGGUGGAGUUUGAACCCAGGGUCUUGUUCCUACUAGACAAGUGCUCUAUCACUGACCUAAACUUCCAGUCCCUUCCCUAGAGCCCUAUUCUCCUGUCCCAGCCUCUUGAAUGCUGGGAUUACGGGCAUGCGUCAUCAUGCCUGGCUCAUCCCAAUUAUUUAAAGAAAUAUAUAUAUAUAAAUCUUCCUAAUAAAA
Rattus norvegicus (Norway rat) is the source of this 2073-nucleotide messenger RNA. RefSeq names its product carbonic anhydrase 9 (gene Ca9). Gene Ontology annotation, cellular component: plasma membrane. The record is from RefSeq and is marked provisional. The transcript is spliced from 11 exons. Lineage: Eukaryota; Metazoa; Chordata; Mammalia; Rodentia; Muridae. The coding region runs from base 50 to 1363 and encodes 437 amino acids. Gene Ontology annotation, molecular function: molecular function activator activity; carbonate dehydratase activity; zinc ion binding.